AUGCGCUUCGCCAUUUUUGCUCUACUUUUGACUUUCUCUGGUCUUUUGGCGUCUGCCGCUCCCCUCCCUAGGCCUGCCACGCCAAAAGGGAUCCACGAGGCAGCCCUGCGAGAGCACCAAGAAAAGGCAGCCUUUCAUCAUGCCGAAGCAGUCGACAACCGAAACAGUGCACAAGCACAUCUGACUAAACUUGAAGAGGCAAAAAAGAGUGGUGACCAGCGCAAGAUUGUGUUCCAUCAGAGUCGACACGAUGCCCAUGUGCAACAGGAGAGAUUCCAUCUCGAUGAACAUGCUAGGCACCAAGCCGCUGCCACUUACCAUGCUCAGCAGCUUGCGCACCUGAAAUUUCGGAGCAUAGACGAAUUGGAUUAG
This is a messenger RNA of Serendipita indica DSM 11827, 372 nucleotides long. NCBI's taxonomy places the organism in Eukaryota, Fungi, Basidiomycota, Agaricomycetes, Sebacinales, Serendipitaceae. The record is from the annotation of a GenBank genome assembly.